AUGGACGGCCACGCGGCGUCCGUCUCCUUCGGCGGCGCGGGCGCAGCGCAGGCGCGGCUGCUGCAGCAUCUAGUCGCGGCCCCAGGCGCCGCCCGCCGGCUGGAGGCGCAGGUCCUGAACCUCCAGGGCGGUCGCGGCCUGUCCUCGGAGGCCAACCUGCCGGUGAGCUUUGCGGUGAAGAGCUUGUCGUCCGAGGCCACCGAGGAGGGGCUGAGCGAUGCCCUGAGCUCCUCCGGGUUCGGCAAGGCGCUGGCCAAGUCCGUCACGAAGGUGGGCGGGGGACAUGGGCCAUGCACGGCGACCUUUCUGUGA
Molecule: messenger RNA, 312 nt
Organism: Prorocentrum cordatum
Lineage: Eukaryota; Dinophyceae; Prorocentrales; Prorocentraceae
Source: the annotation of a GenBank genome assembly